CCUUUAGUAAAGCACCAGAUGCAUCUCCGCUUGGCAUUCAUGAGGUAUUGGGAUAAGGCACAGAGAGACUAGCAUCCUGUCCAGGGGGUGUACUUGUACAUUAAGCUGCCUCACACUACAGAAACAGGAGAUGGACUCAUGCCCGAUGGAAGCAUGGAUGAUGUGACUCACAUGGUACACAGCUAAGGAGAGCUGUGACACUUGUCUGGACAGGAGCCUGUUGAUGGUGCAAUAUUCACAACGAAAUUGGCUUGAGCUUUGAUUGGUUCUCUCAAAUGUUAAUUUUUUUCUGGGGGGUUGAGACCUCUUUAUUUGAAAAUCCAACAGUUGUAUUAGAAGGGGGUAUGGCUUGGGUGUUUGGCACAGGAUAACCAAUCAGUAAAGCACAGCCCCCCAUCAUUAUAGAUACAUUGUGCCUACAAUAUCAAGGAGCCUUUAGACUCUGAAGGUGGGAAGACUUCAGAGUUUGGUGUCAAGCAGACUAGCCUUAUUGACCAUUCUGUCUCGGACAAGGCUUGCUAACUUAAGGCACCAGAACCCUUUGUUUUGAGGUUCUUAUUAUUUCCAAAUAUUUGAAUUACACACAAGGUUGGUGGCACUUUAAUUGGCGAGGACAGGCUUGUGGUAAUGGCUGGAGCGGAAUGGUAUCAAACAUGUCUUCCAGCCACCACUGUUGAAUUAUGAUAGGACUUACACACUGGUCAACGGAGGACCACACAGUUUGGUUGCAGCGGGCCACAGUUCUAGGGUUAAUCACACCACAAGAGGGCAACAUUUUCAAACUGAAAAUAUGUUCAGAAGCUGUUCAAUACCCCGUACUGGUAGUGACUAGUAAGUCUAGUCAAUUAGUAUAUUUUACUUUGGUUAUUUUCAAAUAAGUUGUAGUUUAUGACUCAAGAGCUUUAUAUUUUUGUUUAAACUUUUAAGAGCUAGGCUUGGUACUGCAUGCAGCAAAUCAACUUAAAAUAUUUGGUAUCAUGCCAGAGCAUUGUAAUGCAAAUGCACCAUCAUGUAUGGUUUGUUAGUUAUCAUCCAAUAUAUUUAAUCAAAUUUACUAACAGCCCCCUUCAGUAUUCAAAUCACAUGUAAAACAAAAGUGAAGAAUAAAAGGUGCAUGAUAAUACACCGUCUAAUGUUAGAGACAAUAAUUUCAAAUUAUUAGUCACUGAUUUAAAAUAAAUCUAACUAGGCAAGUCAGUUAAGAACAAAUUCUUAUUUACAACUAUGGCCUACCAAAAGCCCUCCUGCGGGGACGGGGCAUGGGAUAAUUUUUUUUUUUUUAAAUACAAUAUAAAUAUAGGACAAGAGACAACACUACAUAAAGAGAGACCUAAUGAUAAGGUCUUUAUUUAAGCUAUUUAGAGUGUAACCAAUUAGGGACAUUCAGCGAAAUAUGUUGUGUCAAUGCCCCUUUUGUAAUUGCAUUCCAAAUUUAACCUGAAACAUAUAAUGGUUAGCUACUUACCCAAAUGAUGUAAAUGUUUUAUUUGACUUGUUUAGUUUUGGGGGGCACGUCCCCCACCGUCGCGCACGCGCUCGGGACCAUGUGGGAAUGGCUGUUCGAUGAUCGGUGGGUUGGGCUGCUUUGAGCGAACGGAGCGUUAAAGAGUUUUUAAUGUCCGCCAUGUUGGCCAUGGCGUACUGAACCACCGAUAGACAGGGAAGCCUCUGAAAAAAAGACCGAAAUAGAGCGAUCAAGAUUCGGGCCUUCCCGGCUCCGUUCGCGACGCCCUAACUUUAAUCAGUCGAACCGUAGAUGUCAGAAUAACCGCACAGAAUCAUCCAUGAAAGCUCAACUUGAAACCGAUGUGAAUUUAAGGAGAUCGGAUAGAUUUAUGUUGCAUCUCGAAUUUUAAAAAAAUGAGUAAAUUGUCGUUUCGGGCACGGGCGCUGGACGCUUCCAAGCCACUACCCGUCUUCCGAUGUGAGGAUUUACCCGACCUGCACGAAUAUGCAUCUAUUAACCGGGCAGUGCCGCAAAUGCCGACGGGGAUGGAGAAAGAAGAGGAAUCGGAACACCAUCUCCAGAGAGCCAUGUCGGCCCAGUCAGUGUAUGGAGAGAAACACAACAUGGUCAUCCCCGUCCCGGAGGCAGACGGCAACAUCGCCUACUACGAGUCCCUCUACCCCGGGGAGUUCAAGAUGCCAAAGCAGCUUAUUCACAUACAGCCUUUCAGCCUGGACACGGAGCAGCCGGACUAUGACCUGGACACGGAGGAUGAGGCCUUUGUGAACAAGCUGAAGAAGAAGAUGGAGAUCACCUUCCUGCAGUUUGAGGAGAUGAUCGACCGACUGGAGAAAGGCAGUGGGCAGCAGGCGGUGAGCCUGCAGGAGGCCAAGCUGCUGCUGAAGGAGGAUGACGAGCUGAUCAAGGAGGUGUUUGACCACUGGACCAGGAAGAGGAAAAACAACAAGCACGGCACUCUGCACCCCACUGUGAAGCAGGAGAAGAGGGACGGAUCCAGCACCUCAGACCCCUACGUGGCCUUCCGCAGGAGGACGGAGAAGAUGCAGACCAGAAAGAACCGUAAGAACGAGGAAGCUGGUUAUGAGAAGAUGCUGAAGCUGCGGAGGGACCUGAGCCGAGCCGUCACCAUCCUGGAGAUGAUCAAGAGGAGAGAGAAGAGCAAGAGAGAGCUGCUGCACCUCACCCUGGAGAUCGUAGAGAAGAGGAACGGCAUGUCCGACUUUGGUGGUGAGAUCAUGGCUGAAGUGCUGGCCCAGCGUGCACUGGACAAGCCUGCCCAUAUUAUCCCUCUGGUGCCGCUGACCAACAGCAACCAGUACAGACAUCAGGACUACAUGGACCUCAAGGAGUACAAGCCGGAGAAGCCCAAGGUUGUCAGGCAGAAGAGGAAGUAUGAGAAGAAGCCUAAAGUCUUACCCCUGUCAGCUGCUGCCCUCCACUACUCUGGUCCCUCUGUGUUCAAUGCUAAGGACGUCCACCAGUAUGACUUCCCCAGCUCAGACGACGAGCUGCGCUCCCAGAUGCACUCAGGUUCCUCAGAAGCUGAGGAGGAGAACGACCCAGACGGUUCUUUUGCCUUCCGGAGGAAAGCAGGCUGUCAAUAUUAUGCUUCUCGGUUGGACCACGGGGGCAGCUGGCCGUGGGUCAGUCCGUCAGAGGGCGGCCUGGGAGACACUCGUUACCGCUACUGCCUCACCACCCUCACCGUGCCACCACGCUGCCUGGGCAUGGCGCGACGACGCCAGGGACGAGGGGGCAGGCUUUUGCUGGACAGGGCGCACACAGACUUUGACAAUGUAUUUCAUGGGCUGGACUCGGAAAUGCUUGACAUGCCGCCCCACUCUCCAGUCACAGACAAGUUUGCUAGUACCUCACAAACAAAUACCUCGGGCAGAACCUCUUCUUCUUAUUCAUCCUCUUCUGCGGACCUCAGUCAGAUACUGUUGAACAUUAAGUCGAGCCGAUGGCGGCACUUUAGGCCCCGGACACUACCACUACACGACGAGGACAACGUGGUCACAGACCCCUUGUUCAGGAGGCUGGGCAGGGGCCGGAGUCGCAUCACCUCUACCCUGGCUGGCACCACUGGCCCCCUGAGAGGAGCUGGUCCCCCGGCCCCCACAGCUGCUUUUACCACCCAACAAUACCAGCAGCAUCAGGAGCAGCUGGCCUUGAUGCAGAAACAGCAGCUGGAGCAGAUCCAACUGCAAGCCAACAGCACCACUACCACUACCAAUAGCACGCAGGUUUUGGUGUCCAAGACGUUAGAUUGUGCCAGUGCCCAGUUUGCUGCCUCUGCCCUGGUGACGACAGACCAGCUGCUGGCCUUGAAGACCAAGGAUGAGGGUGGACCGGGCAGCGGGGUCAACGGGGUCCUUCCACCCUCAGGUGUCUACAAGGGCUUUCACCUCACUAGCACAGCAUCCCCGUCGCCUGCAGCCCCCGCCUCCACCCCUAGCCCUCUGACCACCACUACCCCCUCCUUCCCCUUCCUGUUGCCCAGCAACAACGGCACCACCCACGCCAACUCCACCACCACUCAGGUCCUGAUGGGGAACAACAACAACCUCCGUCUGAGCAUGUCCUCCCCCGGGGGACUCCUCACCAAGCGCCACAUACCCCGGACGCUAAGCCACGCUCCCGUUGCCGUGUCAUCUGCCUUAAAGCUGGCUGCCACCGCUAACUGUCAAAUGCCUAAGGUCUCCACAAACACCCCGUCGAUGGACCUGGUGCCAAGGGAAAAUCAGGAUCAAGAAAAGCCAGCACUAAACAGCAUUUCGGACAACACAGUGGCUAUGGAGGUCACGUGACCUCGGAACACGGACGGGACUGUGGGCUCACCCGGGAACUCAUUUAGGUGCUAUGCAUCGUUGAGUUGUGAAUGCAAGGAAGGGGUAGUGGAAUGCGCACACAGCAUACAACGCUGUCUCCAUGGUGACGGUUGGGACUUAAUUGCAAUGGUCGUCUCGUACUUUUUUUCAUUUCCUAUUUGUUACUGUUGAUAAGAAAUAUCAACAUCUGUAAUUAUGAAUAUGGCAAUUAUAUGUACAGUACCAGAUAUUUGUAAUCCCCCCCUGUAUAUAAUGUUACUUGAAUACGAAAAUUGUUCAUUUGAUGUUUUGCACUUGGGAUAAAAAAAAAAAUUUAAAAGACAAACUGCAACUGGUUCGAGUGUGAGGUGGGUGUGAGUUGUACAACAGUGUCAUCACGUCAGUGCAUGGUGUGGAACCUGCUGUUUUAUCUAUUUAUUGUGCCGUGUUUACAGUUUUUUUCUUCUUUCUACGUUUUGUUAGUUUUUUUAAAUGUUUUUUUUUUUUGUUCACUGUACCCUCAUUGGUUCCCGUGCUGUAGUCUGGGUUUAGGUAGCUAUGAACUUCUCUGUAUUAUAUAUUCUAUAUAAUAUAGUGUGAACAUAACUAGGGGGUCCUCACAUUAAGAUUAAGAUUCCUGAUUGUUGGUUCGUUGUAUCAUGUGGAAACAAAUGGUGACAUGCAUUCAUACAGAGUUGGUGGGUGUGGAUUUAAGGCAUCGGUUUGUCAGUCAGAGGGUAAUCACUUAAGAUCUUCCAUUUUAAAUUGUUCAUGGGACAAAGUAACACAAUGGGAAUGAAGUCUGUUCCUAGAAGUCACUGCUGCUUCUGACUAAUCUAAGCACUAUUUUUGUUUCGAUGAAUGCUGCUUUUAUAUGAUUUAGGUCUCUGGUUUUUUUUCCACAUCAGUACCUUUUUUUUAAGACCCCUUCCCCAAUUAUUUUGUGAAAAAUGUAAUUAUUUUUGUAUCCCCCUUCCGUUUUUGAAUGUUCCUUAUUGAAAGACUUCAUUAUUUUGUUACUUGUUGAUGAAAUGCGAUCGGGUAGAGGAAUGUAGUAACAUCUUGAUUACAUGUAUCAUUCCAGUUUAUACAUAACAGAAGAAAACAUGUAUAAAAAGGCAGAUUUCUUUGCUUUUAGAAUAAUAAUUCUCCAGAACGCUGCGAGGCCAAGAUGAACCACAAGUAUCGGGUGCCUUCCUUUGGAAAUACGAGCUCUCUUCUGUGAAGAGUACGGUACUAAACAAGGCUACGAGUUAGUUGUUGUUGUACCACCAAUAUGAAUGCCCAUUCCAAUGGCAUAAUUGAUCAAUUUUUUUUUUUUAUCCACAAAAUGAAAAAUUAUCUUCUCACAAAAAAUAAAACCCAGGGCAUUAUGUGUUUGGACCAGCAUG
Molecule: messenger RNA, 5669 nt
Organism: Salmo salar (Atlantic salmon)
Lineage: Eukaryota; Metazoa; Chordata; Actinopteri; Salmoniformes; Salmonidae
Product: enhancer of polycomb homolog 1
Biological process (GO): regulation of transcription by RNA polymerase II
Cellular component (GO): NuA4 histone acetyltransferase complex
Source: RefSeq, a predicted model, not a curated record